CAGAACGAUACAUAAUGACAGAUGACCAAACUAACAACUUUGCCCACUUUGGUGCGGGGCACAACCUUAAUGAUGUCAUUGUGAUGAGCGAUGUACAAUGCAAUGGAGAUGAGCACCAUCUAUCUGAAUGCUCCUAUAAUCAUGGACUGAACAUAUCUUGUGAAGGACACAAGCGGGUGACUGUAUUUUGUGAACUAAGAAUAGAAACUUUGAAAAAGAAAAUCAACAGGAUCAAAAUUGAGGAAACUUUAAUAACAGUCGGAAAGUUAGAACCGAGGUAUUUCUGUGUCGACAAGAUACACGCUACAGGUAUAAUGUAUGCAGUUUGCCGUCAAAAGUCACAACAAAUUAAAGAUAUUCGUCUGAUGAAUCUGUCUGUGCUAAGUAGAUCGGAACCAGCUUUCAUAGCAGCUGACUGUCGUGGUGGUGAGGAAAGCAUUUUAGAAUGUAAUUCACAUUUGGUUCCUGUUUGCACUAGGAGUUUAGCUAUUGUAAAAUGCAUGCAUUAAAAGAUAUUCCAUCUUACACCGAAACAUCUUCUAUAUUGACAAAGUUCAUAUAUAGCUUAACAUUUAAUAUACUGUGAUAAGUGCUAUUCAAUUAGUAUCCCAGACAGGUUGCUCUGGGCACACAAUUUCCCCUCUAUGAAGAAAUAUGAAGAAUAGAAACACUAACUGUUGUUUGAGUGUGAUGCAUAAAUCUUUAUUUGCUCAGCAUAAUGUCAACUUUAUGAUGUGUGAGCACCAUGUUGAAAACUGAAUAAUGACACCAUAGUAUUCCAUGGUCGAUCAUGAUCGGCAACUCUGACCAUGGUGGCAAUGAUAAUGCCUCCUCAGUUUUGACCAUGGUAUACUAUACCAUGGUUGAAUAUAUAAGCACAAGUGCCAAAGGGAAAGGACCAAAAGUUGUAAUGGAACUUAGCAAGAAAAGGCAAACUCUAAGUGCAUACCAGUCCAAGUUGACUAUCAAAAACCAUGGUAUUUCAUUGCCAAAAUUAUGACUGUC
Molecule: messenger RNA, 1005 nt
Organism: Owenia fusiformis
Lineage: Eukaryota; Metazoa; Annelida; Polychaeta; Sabellida; Oweniidae
Source: the annotation of a GenBank genome assembly